ACCGACCGGCCUGGGGCGGCCCGGCGGGAGAUUUUUCUAUAUGAGUGGAGAAGUCAGUUGUUGCAAGUAGAAGUGACACAACAUUUUUUUAGGAUGUCUGAAGAUGAAGAAAAAGUGAAAUUACGCCGUCUUGAGCCAGCUAUCCAGAAGUUUACCAAAAUAGUAAUUCCAACAGACCUGGAGAGGUUAAGAAAGCACCAGAUAAAUAUUGAGAAGUAUCAAAGAUGCAGAAUCUGGGACAAGUUACAUGAAGAGCAUAUCAAUGCAGGACGGACAGUUCAGCAACUCCGCUCCAAUAUCCGAGAAAUGGAGAAGCUUUGCUUGAAAGUCCGAAAGGAUGACCUAGGACUUCUGAAAAGAAUGAUCGAUCCUGUUAAGGCAGAAGCAUCAGCAGCAACAGCAGAAUUUCUUCAACUCCAUUUGGAAUCUGUAGAAGAACUUAAGAAACAAUUUAAUGAUGAAAAAACUUUGUUACAGCCUUCUUUAACCAGAUCCAUGACUGUUGGUGGAGUACUUGACACCACUGAGGCUGAAGCUGAACCCCAGAGUUUGACUCAGAUCUAUGCAUUGCCUGAAAUUCCCCGAGACCAAAAUGCUGCAGAAUCAUGGGAAAACUUAGAAGCAGACUUAAUUGAACUUAGCCAGCUGGUCACUGAUUUCUCUCUUCUAGUGAUGUCUCAGCAGGAGAAGAUUGACAGCAUUGAAGACCAUGUCAACAGUGCUGCUGUGAAUGUUGAAGAGGGAACCAAAAACUUGGGGAAGGCUGCAAAAUACAAGCUGGCAGCUCUGCCUGUGGCAGGUGCACUCAUCGGAGGAGUGGUAGGGGGUCCGAUUGGCCUCCUUGCAGGCUUCAAAGUGGCAGGAAUUGCAGCUGCACUUGGUGGUGGGGUGUUGGGCUUCACAGGUGGAAAAUUGAUACAAAGAAAGAAACAGAAAAUGAUGGAGAAGCUCACUUCCAGCUGUCCAGAUCUCCCCAGCCAGACUGACAAGAAAUGCAGUUAAAACCACACUUCGUUUUUAGUGGCACCAACAUGUCUAUCCUAAGGAGGACCUGUGCGGCUGCUGGACACUCACCCAGCUCUUGGAGCAGGAUUAGACUCUCAAGUUGGAUUGAACUGUGACGAGUGGAUACAUUUUGCUGUGUGCUGGGUGUUAGAGAUUGAAGAUAUAUAAUGUUUAUCAGGUAAAAUUUAAAGACUGCCAGGGAGCUGAUUUUCUGCCUGGAAAUGUGAAGACUGACCCAUAACUUUGCUAAAGACUUGAGUGUGAAAAUGUAGACUUGGACACCUUCAGGCUUGAUUAUCUUCCUAAAAGAUUACUUAGGCUUGUCAGUGAGGAGAAGAGUGCAGGAGCCCGUCUUAUCAGAUAGUGAAGUCAGGAUUUCGUGAGGGGCACAAGGAACCACAUAAUGGAGUCUGUUUGGUGAACAGUUUGGUAUUUGCCGGUGAAGGAAAUUAGUAAGAAAAUGAGAAGUGAGGCCUAUCUUUUCUUCUAGGUAUCUGAAUUUGCGACACCGGCUUGUUUUCUCAGCUCUUCUGCCUCGCUAAAUAAAGAACACAAACUCUCAAGUGCCAGAAGAUUUAUUAAGCCAGCCGUUAAGGUUGCUCAGUCCACCUGUCCUGAUUUCGAAGAUCCAGUGUUCUUUGCCUUCCCUCCCUUGCCAUUUUGAGUUCUUUGAUUUGUGGGGUAAAAUCAACCCAUGUGAAAUGAGGACUUUCCUCGUAAUCUAUUUAUUCCGAUGUCUCCCAUCUGUGUUCAUCCUUUCCUUUCCCAAAACCUGUAGGGAAAAAAAUGAGAGGAGAGGAGAGGACUAAAAAGGAGGGAACGAAGCUACAAAUACUUCCAACAUCAUUAGAGUUUGAGUGAAAAGAUCAGCAGGUGAGGGGGGAGCUCUGAGGUCACUUCUUGGGGCCUCUUCCUUACCACACUGGGUGUUUCUGAUCCUGAGUCCUUUCAGUGGCCCCUGGCAGGAGCUGAGAACUACCUCAUUUCUGUAACUACCACCCUCUCUUGCUGCUUUGCUAGCUCCUGUGCUUUCCUUCAAUUUCACAGUGCUGCUUCUCCCCGAGAACGACAUUUAUGGCUUUUCUUACUUUCAAGAUGGUGAUGAGCCAAACCUGGUGCCAAGACUCAGUGCUGAUGAAGGAUUUCUGGUGCUAAUCCUAACCCUUGACCUUGACAGCAAGCAUGGUCCAGCCAACACAAUACCUACUUAAACAACAGAAAGCUUGUAAAUUUAAGGGGGAAAAGAAUUGAGGCAAAAUCAUUCUGUAACCUGAACUCGAAAUAGGAAGGAAGCACCCUCUGCCUUACUCUACCCUCUCUUUUACUUUUUAAGAUUUUUGUUAUUUAUUUAUGCAUACAGAAUUGGG
Molecule: messenger RNA, 2372 nt
Organism: Condylura cristata (star-nosed mole)
Lineage: Eukaryota; Metazoa; Chordata; Mammalia; Eulipotyphla; Talpidae
Gene: STX17
Product: syntaxin 17
Exons: 8
Coding region: 94-1002 (302 amino acids)
Biological process (GO): intracellular protein transport; exocytosis; vesicle fusion
Cellular component (GO): endomembrane system; SNARE complex; plasma membrane
Molecular function (GO): SNARE binding; SNAP receptor activity
Source: RefSeq, a predicted model, not a curated record